Molecule: messenger RNA, 3847 nt
Organism: Zootoca vivipara (common lizard)
Lineage: Eukaryota; Metazoa; Chordata; Lepidosauria; Squamata; Lacertidae
Source: RefSeq, a predicted model, not a curated record
CACCUUGUGCUUCUCUUCCUCUCAGCUCUCCCUCACUGUUUUUAACGGUUGCUGACAUUAACAGCGCAAGAGCUCAUGGACACCCAGUGAAGAUGCAAGUUGGAAGAUUUAGGACAGAUAAAAGGAAGGACUUCUUCAUGCGGAGCAGAGUCAAAUUGCGGAACUCCCUCCCACAGGAUGCAGGGAAGGCUACCAACUUGGAUGGCUUUGAAAGAGGCCUGGACAAAUUCAUGGAGAAACCUGCCCUUGGCUACUAGCCAUGAUGGCUAGGCUUUGCUUCCUCAGUUGGAGGCAGCAAUGCACCUGAAUGCCAGCAACUGCUUAUAUACAUUCCUGAAAGCCUGGGCCACUCCCACUCCCAACGUGAUUGGCUGCCUAAACUUCCAAACUGCGAAUCACGACUCAGGGUUCAAGAGCCAAUGGCAGAGGCCCAAAUCCUGAACUGUUAUGUGACUGGACAACAUUUAUCGAAUCAGAACACAGGAGCUCAGAAUCCUUAGUCCAGACUCUCAAGCUCAGGCAAACACAAACCACUAAAUACAUAACAGGGCUCUUGAGCUUAAGUGUUGCUUGAUGGUUUCCCACAGGCACCUGAGAAAAACAGGACGCUGGGCAAGAUGGGUCAUUGGCCUGAUCCAGCAGACUCAUCUUACGUUCUAAUAAUUUUGUUGUGGCAUCAACCUGUCUCGAAAGACAAUGGAGUGCGCCUCCAGGGGUGAAGUGAAGCCACUGCAUUAGAAUCACCGAAGUGACCUCCCUGGGGCGCAAGCCUGGGCAGUGUGUCCUAGACUGCCCAGAUGAAGUCCUAGACUGCCCAGAUGAUGAUCCCCCCUGCUCGGACUUGCUGAUAUGAUCCAAAGGGAAGCAGAGCAAGACAUUUGGCCUCAGCUUGCGCCCCAGGAGUUGCUGGAAGGAGGCGCCAUCCAACUGCCUUAGGGAUGCCCCUCCGGAUUUGCAGAAAAACAGAGAAAUGAAUGGAAGAGUUGGGGGAAAAUGAGCAACGAUGGGAACCCGGGACUGACAGAUCCGCCGGAUCCCUGGAGAAACCGGGGAUUGAACCCAGAACCUUCUGCAUGCAAAACAGAUGCCCUGCCACGGAGCCAGGCUGCCCAGCCGCCUGCCCAUCCCUUUCUGUGGAAAAUGCAGGUGCUUUUGUAUGCCAACCGCCACUUAUCAGAUCUGACUUUUGUAAUCAUCACAACACGGGCGCUACAAAAAAGGACAAAGACGCAGACGGAGCAGGCAGUACAGGCUGCAUGAGAUGUGGAGGUGCUUGGGGGGGCUGUGAGCUUGCUUUUCCUACCCCACCCCAAUCUUGAUCUUUUCAAUAGCAGCCGGUCCAGGGACAGAAAUCUGUGGACUCCUGGACUUCCUCAGGACCCACAAGGGCCCAGCAACCUACAGAGGCCGGAGAGCUUUUCCCUAACAGCGUCGGCAUGGCUGCUGCUCCAUAAUGGCUGCCUAUGACCAUUCGCUGUCCAUGCUGCAGCAGCCCCUCCGAGCCACGAAUGCGACAUCGUCUCCAGCCCUGGACAUCCCUUACUUGCUGAGCGAGAGCCUGAUUGCACUGUUCUCCAUCGUGGGCAACGUCUUCAUCUGCGCCGUCGUCCUACAGAGCAGGAAGCUGCGGGCCGUCGUCACAAACUACUUCCUUGUCUCCCUGGCCGUGGCAGACGUCUUGGUUGGGGCGGUGGUCAUCCCUUUUGCCCAGUUUACCAACCUGGGCUUGCCCCACUACCGGUCGCAGCUCUGCCUCCUGAUGCUGUGCAUGCUGCUGGUGUUGACGCAAGCCUCCAUCUUCGGGCUGCUGGCCAUCGCCGUCGAGAGGUACAUCUCCAUCCUGAAGCCUUUCCAGUACAAAUCCUGGAUGAGCCCCCUCAACUCCCUCCUGGUGAUCUUGGCAUCCUGGGUGCUGGCCCUUCUGAUCGGCCUGCUGCCCAUGAUGGGCUGGCACAAGCCUUUGCCGGCCAGCGGGGAGUGCCUCUUCAACGACAUCAUCACAAACACCUACAUGGUCUACUUCAACUUCAUGGCCUGCAUGCUGGCUCCUCUGCUGGUCAUGAUGGUCCUGUACGGGCGCAUCUUCCUGGAGGUCAAGCAGCAAAUCCGCAAGGUGGCCGAGGGGGAGGUGGAUGUUAGCGCCCAGGAGAGGCGCCGGAUGAUUGUCCGCAAAGAGCUGCAGACAGCCACGUCGCUGUUCAUCAUCCUCUUUUUCUUCACCGUCUGCUGGCUCCCGGUCCACAUUCUUAACACAGUCAUGCUGCUCUGCCCCACCUGCCCCAUCCCGAACCAGCUCAUCCUGACCUCCAUCAUCCUCUCGCAUGCCAACUCCGCCAUCAACCCGGUCAUCUACGUCUUCCGCAUGAGAUCCUUCCGGGAAGCCUUCGAAAGAGCCUUUUCGGGCAUCUGCUCCUCCUCCACCACGGAUGCCUUCUCCGUGUCCAGGAUAACACCUUCCAUUGUCUCGGAGGUGCCUCUUCGGAAUCUAUCUUUGCCGGGGAAGUGAAUGCAGCGCCUCAGCUUGAGGCUGGCGGGGGUGGAAGGCAGGAGGCCGACAGCAGGUGGCGCCAGAGCCGAUGGCAGGUUGUAGGCAGGGAGGCAGGCAAGUAGGGGGUUGGCUGAGGGUGACUGAGGUUGGUGGAGCAGUGCCCCCGUUCACCCUAAUGGACCAGCCUCCACUACAACUUCAUGAUGUAAGCGUCCACCUGCACGGCAGUACAGAACAGAGAUAGGUGAAGAUGUCGAGUUUCACUCCGUUUCUAAUCUUCCCCACCUUAAAUUCUGCUCUCUACAUUUCCUCCACAGCUAGCAUUUUUCAUUAAGGAGUCCUCACAGAAUUUCACCGGCAUUUUAGUGAAAAUUUCUCUUGCAUGUACACGCUUGUAUGCACCUUUCCCUAACAGGCGCGUUUUUGCAAGGCAAUUUCCCUUAAUAGAAUGCAUUUUGGAACAUCGUUGUUGCUCACCUGUGCCUUAAUAUGCACACUCGGCCCUGAUAUGGGCAUUUUUGUGCCACGUGACUUUUUGCAUUGCAAAAUUCAGAGAAAUGCAAAUUUCAAAGGGCGGCUGGGUUUCAGUCCACAUUUCAGAAAGUACAAGCUUACUUUUAAUUGCGAAGUGACUCAAAUUCCCAUCCCACCCCUAAGAGCACUCCAGGUCAGGGUUCCAGCCAGGCUAGUCAUACCCUUUCCCGGACACUCCGUUCCAUUUAAUUCCAUUUCGUCCCUUAUCCAACAAUCUGUUGCAUCCCAUGUCCCCUGGGCAUGCUCAGUUGCCAAUGGGGUGUUUUUGGGUUUCUAAACCUCCCCCACCAACUUAUGCAAAGCUUGAGAGUUCCUCUUAAAGUUCCUCUCCCCCUGGAGGACAGGUUGGGCUGUUUCAGCUACUGUACAUCAGAAUAUACAUGUUUUGCUAUUGGUACAUAGCAUAUGAAUUGUGUGCUGUGGGAAGGUCUUCCAUCUGACAUUGUUUUAACUGGACUAUUCCCUUGAUUUGUGUGCUGGGGGUGGUGGCGGCUAGGAUUAUUGGGGGGUGGGUGGGUGGCACCAGCUCCCUUCCCACCUUUCAUUAAUUUUAUAAACCGGCUGCUGCAUGAGAUUUGGUAUGUACGUUCUCCACAAGAGGGUGCUCCAAGUCUUUGGAUACAUUUAAUUCCCCAUUCCCCAUCCUAUGCUGCCCAUCGCCACUUUUAAUUCGUGAAGAGAGAAAGCAGAGCACCAGCUAGAUCAGGGGUCAGCAAACUUUUUCAGCAGGGGGCCGGUCCACUGUCCUUCAGACCUUGUGGGGAGCCGGACUAUAUUUCGGGGGGGGGGGGAAUAUGAACAAAUUCCUAUACCCUACAAAUAACC